Pristis pectinata (smalltooth sawfish) is the source of this 6598-nucleotide messenger RNA. It is a transcript of the gene cblb, whose product is annotated as Cbl proto-oncogene B, E3 ubiquitin protein ligase. Gene Ontology annotation, molecular function: calcium ion binding; receptor tyrosine kinase binding; phosphotyrosine residue binding. Lineage: Eukaryota; Metazoa; Chordata; Chondrichthyes; Rhinopristiformes; Pristidae. The transcript has 17 exons. Gene Ontology annotation, cellular component: membrane raft; plasma membrane. Bases 257 to 3205 code for a protein of 982 amino acids. Gene Ontology annotation, biological process: cell surface receptor signaling pathway; negative regulation of epidermal growth factor-activated receptor activity. The record is from RefSeq and is a predicted model, not a curated record.
GUGCGGAGCUUGAGGCGAGUCGGAUCGGGCUUGGUUUCCCGUUAGGGCCUUUAAAAAAUCCCACACACAACUCCUCCUCUUAGGACACAGCGCAUGCACAUGGUGUUGUUACUGAUCCCCGCAUUUCGCAUGAUCCCGCUCCUUCUGUGAGUUCCCAAGGUUUUAAUUUAUUUAGUUCUGCUGGGACGGGUUCUGUAUAUAUUUUGGAAGUUUUUUUGAAAGCAGUCCUGAGGAAAAGGGGGAAAGGGGUAAGAACAUGGCGGCGGCGCCGAGGAAUCCACGUAGCAAUGUUAAAAAGGGUCGGAUUUUGGGGAUUAUCGACGCCAUCCAAGAUGCGGUUGGGCCGCCGAAGCAGGCGGCCGACAAGCGGAUGGUUGAGAAGACCUGGAAGCUGAUGGACAAAGUGGUGAGGCUGUGCCAGAACUCCAAGCUGCAGCUGAAAAACAGCCCCCCGUAUAUUCUGGACAUUCUGCCGGACACCUACCAGCAUCUCCGUCUCAUCCUAUCCAAGUAUGAGGAUCGCAUGCAUGUCCUGAGCGAGAACGAGUACUUCAAGAUCUAUAUCGACAGCCUGAUGAAGAAAUCCAAACGGGCAAUCAGACUCUUCAAGGAAGGAAAAGAGAGGAUGUAUGAGGAGCAAUCUCAAGAUAGGAGAAAUCUUACAAAGCUGUCACUCAUCUUUAGCCACAUGCUUGCGGAAAUUAAAGCCAUAUUCCCUUUUGGCCAUUUUCAAGGCGACAUCUUUCGCAUCACAAAAGCAGAUGCUGCCGAAUUUUGGAAACGUGCUUUUGAUGACAAGACCAUUGUACCCUGGAAAGUCUUUAGACAGUGCCUUCAUGAAGUUCAUUCUAUCAGCUCUGGUUUGGAAGCCAUGGCUCUGAAGUCUACAAUUGAUUUAACCUGUAAUGAUUACAUUUCAAUCUUUGAAUUUGAUAUCUUUACUAGGCUAUUUCAGCCUUGGGCCUCUAUUUUAAGGAACUGGAAUUUCUUGGCUGUGACGCAUCCUGGCUACAUGGCUUUUCUUACUUAUGAUGAGGUGAAAGCUCGGCUCCAAAAAUAUAUCAAUAAACCUGGCAGCUACAUCUUUAGACUCAGUUGUACUCGACUUGGCCAAUGGGCUAUUGGCUAUGUAACAAAUGAUGGAAAUAUCCUGCAGACCAUUCCACACAACAAACCCCUUUUUCAAGCGCUAAUAGAUGGAUGCCGAGAAGGAUUUUAUUUAUACCCAGAUGGGCGAAGUUACAAUCCAGAUCUGACUGGAUUAUGUGAACCAACACCUCAUGAUCACAUAAAGGUUACACAGGAACAAUAUGAGCUGUACUGUGAGAUGGGUUCUACAUUCCAGUUGUGUAAAAUCUGUGCUGAGAACGACAAGGAUGUGAAGAUUGAACCAUGUGGUCACUUAAUGUGCACUUCUUGUCUGACAGCAUGGCAGGAAUCUGAUGGUCAGGGAUGCCCAUUUUGCCGUUGUGAAAUCAAAGGUACAGAACCAAUUAUUGUUGAUCCCUUUGAUCCAAGAGAUGAUGGAGCCAAAUGUUGCCUAGACAGUUUUAAUAUGCCAAUAUUGGACCUGGAUGAUGAUGAUGAUCGUGAUGACUCGCUGAUUAUGAACAGGCUAGAAUCAUUUGGAAAGUGUACGGAAAGACAAAUAUCUCCUGUGUCCUCACCAAACUCGUCACCUAUUGCACAACGCCGAAAAGCUGCUCCAGAUCCGCUUCAAAUUCAACAUCUCAAUCUUCCGCCAGUGCCACCUCGGUUAGAUCUCAUUCAGAAAGGAGUGGUUCGGUCACCUUGUGCUAGUCCCACUGGUUCACCAAAGUCUUCUCCAUGCAUGGUUCGAAAACAGGAUAAGCCUCUUCCAGCACCACCACCACCCCUCAGAGAACCCCCUCUUCCUCCUGAGAGACCACCUCCCAUCCCACCAGAAAGCAGAGGUGCACGUUCGCUACAUCAUUCUGAUGUUGCUUCUAUAAGGGACCAGCACACAAUACAUGAAGCAUGGUGUCCCAGGGAUGCACAUAGUUCUACCACGUCAGCAGAUUGCAGGUCUGGAUGUGAUCGAUCUCCUAAAUCUGGUCACACACCACCUAUUAAUUUGAAUACCAGACCGAGCUGGCAAUUUACAGAUCCAAGUUUUCCACGCAAACCUGGCAGGCGCCAAGAUACAGCGUACGAUAGUACAAAGGCAAUCACCAAUGGACUUUUGCGUACUGAUGAAUAUGAUGUUCCACCUCCACGACAGUCUCCGCCGCCACCAACACUUGCAGCAUUUCCCAACAGCACAAAAUAUCCCCAUCCAUUCACAAGUUUACAGACAAACUCUGAAAAAUCAAGAGUGUUUAAUGAGGACAAUGAAGAUGAAUACAAGAGUCCUUCAUCAUAUCCUCUGUCCGUAUCUACACAAUCCCCUCACUUACAAACUGUGAAACCUCGGAUAUCAAGAGUGUUUGAAAAUGGACAAUGUGCCAAUGGAACUCACAACAGCACGUCCGAAGCAAAGAAACCGAAAGCAUUGGAAAUCGAUGAUAUCUUUGAGGGUCCGAUUGUUCCAGCUCCCUUACCACCUGCUCGAGUUCCAGCAAGAGACAGCCAAAAACCAAGUUGCUCCUCUUUGAACAGAACGCCUUCCGAUUAUGAUCUUCUGGUUCCUCCACCAGCAACUGAUAAUGCAUUUGACAGCCCACCUCCUUCACUGCCUCCUCCCCCUCCUCCUGUUCGUGUUAACCUGCCAGAUCUGCCCAGGUCAUCUGGCUCAGGCAGCAGACCCACAUCUGGUCACGACUCCUUCCAUUUCAGUGCAGUGGAUGCUCCCUUUGACAUCCCGAGUGUUCCUGUACCUGUGCCACCUGCUAGAAGGACAGUUGAAGAAAAUCAGAAAUCUAACAGGACGUCACAAGACUACGACCAGCUCCCAUCAUUGACAGAUACUUCACAAGCUCCAGCCAGACCUCCAAAGCCACUGCCUCGUAGGACUGCACCAGACGGUUACCACAAGAAAAAUCAUGUUCAAGAACCAACCUCUUUGCAGAGCAGCCAAGCAGGAGAAAAUGUGGAUGCGAAAAUUGCAAAACUCAUGGGCGAAGGCUACUCCUUUGAGGAUGUAAAACGAGCCCUUUUGAUAGCUAACAAUAAAGUAGAGAUGGCAAGAAAUAUUUUAAGAGAAUUUGCCUGCUAUCCCCCCAUUUCUUCGCGUCUUAAUCCGUAGCAAUGGGCUGUUCGUGUGCGAGUGGAAUACCCAGAGAAUAGGCUUCUGAAUCUCUGAAGAACAUUGAGUUUUAAAGUAACAUUCAACAAGCAGAACAAUUUGAACCAACUGUGUGGAGUCUACUUCUGCGGGUUUCUUGGGAAGGUUUAUAAUAAAAGAUAGAGAAUGACCCCUAUGUAUUUUUGUUAGCCAUAAUGUUAAGAAUCAGGGUUCAACUGAGAAGAAGAAAGUUUACUGUUUCACUCCUGUGAAUUGCUUGAGAUCUCUGCUGCUUACCAUUGUCAAAAGAUUUUUUGAGAAUCAUCUGAACUUUCUUGUUUGAGUGAGAUACAGCCUUGUUGGCCUAAGUACUUGUUAUGUCUGGAAUCUGGGAACCAGUCAUUUCUGCUUCAGUAUUCUGUUUUAUGUCAUCUGCACUGAUGGGGACACACUGCUGGUUUGACCUCUUCCUUCCUCCACCCCAUUGUUCAUAAACACAGACUAAAUGAAGAUGCUUUAAUUUGCUGCAUUACAAUCUAUCCAACAGGUGCAAAAAGCAUGUGGCCUUCACUACUGAGUCUUUUCUGAGAUAAAGUGAAAUUUCUUUAUUAAAAAAAACUAAUUUCUGAAUGUAGAGUACAUAUAUUUGUCUAUAUAUUGCCUUUUUAAGGUAAUUUUUGACAGUAACCUUUGCAAUUUCCCAUUGUGCACAGCCUUUACUGCAUUUAUUAUAUCAAUUUCCCUUCCUGUGAGGUAGCCAAUUCAUCUAUAUUCUGAUAAAACAAAACUGAUUUUGAGGUUCAUGCAACCAAAAAAUGUUGACCUAUUUUUGUGAAUUGUGACAUCAUUAAUGGAAUCAAUUUCAAAGUAAAAAUUUGUCUUUUUAUAUUUUUAAAUCAUUUAUAAUGCUGGAUAUAGAAAAGCAAAAGCAGCAGAGGCAAUGCACAAGAUCUAUUCACACUGAUGAUGGCCAACUGAAUGUAAAACUCUGCCUGCAUUCAAUUGUGUGCCAAUAUAUUGAUGGAACUGUGUAGCAGAGGUAGAGUCUUGGUUUUGCUGUAUUUGUUUGUGCAGAGGGGGAGCAAUACAGUUGUUUUCAUUAUUAGCAUCAGCACCCUCUUGUUUGGGAAAAAUUUGAGUGCAGUCAUUUUUCCAAGUCUGGUAUCACUGUAAAUUGAUAAUGGACAACUAUUCAGAUUAAAGAAAGGAAUACACCUUGCACUGUUAAUAUUGUGUCAGAUAUCAUUGCAGCUUUGAAACGAUCUUGUUAAUUCAAAAGGUGUUUAUUCCUUUCCUUGCAUCCAAUAAUGGAUUAAAAAAAAGAACUUGUUUCUGUUGAUGCCUUUCUCUAGGUUACCAUGGUGAAGGAAAUGGUAAAUAAGCUUUACCUUGUACCAUAAUUUCUAGUGGAUCUUAACUCAGCGCACAUCUCUGUCAUUGUAUGUAAAUUGUAACUCUUCUGUAAAUUAAGUUCAAGUCAAUAACAUUGCCGGUAAUUGGUUUACUUCAUUGCUUUGGGACUUUAUAGUUAAGCCCUUGAUUGUAGUUGAAACUUUAUCUCAACUCCUCCGUAAUAGGAGCUGUUACAAUUUUAAGAUGCCUUGAUGUAAACUUGCUCAGAGAUCAACUAAAAAUAUUAAUACUUUCUGCCAAGAUAUUGAGGUUAUUAAAUAAGUACAUUUUGUCUAAAUUGUAGCAACCCUAUAACUGAGGUACCUUAAUCUCAUUUCUUCUUUAAUGGUUAUCUCAGCUGCAGACUCAAAUGAGCUUUUGUGGUUUAAUAAUGCCCCCUACUGGAAUGCUAACAAAACAUUAUCGAUAAUAAUCUUUUAAAAAAAGAACUAACCACGAGGGAGUAAUGCAAUGUAUUUGCAUUUUUAAUGUGUUUAUUGAUGCAUUAAUGCAUUUGACUCUCCAUAACUUCCUCUGGGUUCAAUGCAGUGGAAGCAGUUUUGGCUUUGCGGAAUUGUGCAAAAUGGACAAAUCACUUUAGUGUCCCAUUACACAUCUCUAUCAUGAAUUUCAUUUCUACUUGAUAUUAAUGUUUUAUAGUAUCAUCCAAGGUCAUAAUGAUCCCAGUGACUGAUGCCAUACCAUGGCCUAUCAAAGUAGUGCCUGUCACUGGGGGAUGGAAUGCACAUAAUAAUGAUUUCUGCCAAUGUAGUGGAGAAUUGCUGCUUUUCAUUGAAAGUCACUUAAAUAUUUCAAAUAUUUGCACCAGCAAUCAAUAUCAGCACUAUGUUUAAGUUGUAUUUAAAACAUUUUUCUGAGACAGAGGUAAAUAAUUUGUAAUGGUCGUGGAUGGCAUCAAAACACUGCAAUGGAUACCUACUUAGCUGAGGAUUGACCUUUAUGGUUACUUGAACUUUACCAUUUGAAUCUAAAGAAACACCAUCAGCAAUUCAUAGGAGAAUAAUUUUGAAAUCAAGUUCAGGAGUGGCACUUAUCUUGCCAAAUGAUUUACCGUGCUUAAAUAAAUGUGAAUGACAUUCUUUUGCCAGGCACAUCCAUUGGAUAUUUCUGAUAUUCAGGUUUUUGUUCAUUCUCAACUUGGAGGCUUUUCCCUUUGCACCGGUCAGUUAGUUGGCUUCCUUAUGCCUUUUGAGUGUAAAUGUUGGAAGCUAAAUAGCUUAAUAUGCUUUAAAGGCAAAAUAUAGAGGUUUCAUUUUCAAGGCACACGUAACUAGAGCUGUACGUUCAUAGGCUGGAUUUGCUGCAAAAGUCUGUAAUACUUUUGGAUGUCUAAUCAAUGGAUAUUUUUUUCCAUUGGGUCCUAACAUGAAACUUCAUGUAUCCCCUAAAAUAGAAGCAUUCUAUGAAAAAUGUACAGCCCUAGUUAUAGCAGGUUGUAGGUACUAGCUGUCCUGCAGAGGAAAGUAUGUUGUUUGUAUCAUGAGCCUAGAGAAAGUUGACAAUCACACCUCACUCCUUUGUAUGUAACCAUUUAUAGUAGGUUCAUUUAUGUCGAACAUGCUCAAAGUGUAAACUCAUUUUUUAAAUGGUGAACAAAAUUUUUGUGGAACAUAUUCUGGUGUGGUUAUGUCAUUAUUGCUCUGUGCUUAUGAGCUGAACAGCAGCUCUUCAUCUCCCUGAAGUAAAUCAGUGUGCUACCAAGUAUUACCUUCAGGUGGAAGCUUCUUCAUUCUGUUGGUAGAGUUCAUUGAAAUCGGGUACUGCCUUUUCUCUGAACUCAGACUUCUGUUUUUAAAAAGUGGCAGUAGUUCCUUAGACUUCAUUUUAACUCAAUGUUCUGUUGAAAAGAAUGCCUUUCUAUUUGUCUAACGUGGCAAACUAGUAAUGUGUGCAAUUAAUUUAUAUUUUAUUCAACAUCCUUUUUAUCUUCAAUUUUAAGUAUUCAGCAAUCUUUUAAAUACUUUAUCUGUUCUUGUAAAAUAUUUUAUAAAAUCAGUAUUA